Molecule: messenger RNA, 2142 nt
Organism: Oncorhynchus gorbuscha (pink salmon)
Lineage: Eukaryota; Metazoa; Chordata; Actinopteri; Salmoniformes; Salmonidae
Product: ceramide synthase 2-like
Exons: 11
Coding region: 574-1707 (377 amino acids)
Biological process (GO): ceramide biosynthetic process
Cellular component (GO): membrane
Molecular function (GO): DNA binding; sphingosine N-acyltransferase activity
Source: RefSeq, a predicted model, not a curated record
CAGUUAUUUUCUAUUUCACUCCUAGUCUCACCCCUCUCGCGGUCCGUUCUCCAGACGCAGCAGCUCGGCUGGUAUACGCCUAUUACCGGCCAACCACCCUGUCCCCCAGAGAGAAGAGAAAGAAUACAUGGGACACAACGAAAGAUAAAUUAUCCUAGUUUGUAGUUUAGAUUUAUCCAGGACAAUCAGAGCGGAUAUCCAUCGACACAGAAAGAAACCCCGCCUUUACUCGUCUCGCGGUCUCUCAACUUCUCCCACCUACUCUUUCUUUUUAUCUCAAUCCUUCUUUCUAUUUAUUUAUUUUUUGACUGGAUGGAAAGAUGUGGAUAAACGGCGGAAGUGGUCAGGUCGGACCCUAAUCGAACACAACGAGACACCCGGGCCGUCACGAACGCAGCAGACAGAAUAUAUUCAACAGGACGGAGCUAUACUUUCUCCGGUUGGACUGAUUUUCUGCUCAGCGGUCGAACUUUUUGAAAAUUGCAUAUAGGCUACCGCUUUCUGUUCCGUGUGCUCUAACCCAAAGUCUCAUACAUCGCCUUGGACCUCAGUGAGAGGGGAUUGGGACCAAAUAUGGUGUCCAGUCUGAGCGAGUGGUUCUGGAAUGAGCGGCUGUGGUUCCCUGAGGGGCUGGGUUGGGCUGACCUGGAGGACAAAGAUGGCCGUGUCUACGCCAAGGCCAGCGACCUUUGGGUGGUGCUACCCAUUGCCCUAGCCUUCCUCGUAAUACGACAGAUCUUCGAGAGGUUAGUGGCCACCCCACUGGCUGCUGUCAUGGGGGUGAAGGAGAAAGUUCGGCUCAUAGUCUCACACAACCCCACACUGGAGUCCUUCUACUGUAACACAACCAAGAACCCCUCACAGAGUUCUAUAGACAGUCUGUGUAAGCAGACAGGUUGUUCAGAGAGACAGGUGCAGAGAUGGUUCAGGAGACGCAGGAACCAGGACCGACCCAGUCUACUGAAGAAGUUCAAAGAGGCCAGUUGGAGAUUCACCUUUUACCUUCUUGCUUUCAUUGCUGGCCUGGCUGCCCUCAUUGACAAACCCUGGCUGUAUGACUUUAAGGAGAUGUGGCAGGGCUUCCCUAUUCUGACUCUCCUGCCGUCUCAGUAUUGGUACUAUAUGAUAGAGCUGGGUUUCUACGUCUCUCUAAUCUUCAGUGUGGCAUCAGACGUCAAACGGAAAGACUUUAAGGAGCAGAUGGUUCACCAUAUGGCCACCAUCUUCCUCAUCAGUUUCUCCUGGUGUGUCAACUACAUCAGAGCGGGUACGCUCAUCAUGCUGCUGCACGACUCCUCUGACUAUUUACUGGAGUCCGCUAAGAUAUUCAUCUAUGCUGGAUGGAGAAACACCAGUAACUACGUCUUCUUCCUCUUCGCUGCCGUCUUCAUCUUCACUAGACUCUAUAUCUUCCCCUUCUACAUCAUUUAUUCUACGUACAUUUAUCCGAUGACUAUGUACUCUCCGUUCUUUGGAUACUACUUCCUGAAUUUCCUUAUGAUGGUGCUGCAGUGUCUCCAUAUCUUCUGGGCCAUCCUCAUUCUGCGUAUGGCCGUCCGCUUCCUGAGCAGCGAUGAAAAGGUGGAGGACGAGAGGAGCGAUAAAGAAGAGACUGACGAGUCAGGGGAGGAAGAGGAGGGGGUGGAGAAGAAAGGUGUGGUGCAGAAUGGUCACGCCGCUCACAACAACCACCGCAAGACGGAGUAAUGAAAACGUGUGCCAGGAAGUAAGAGUGUGAAGAAUUCACAUCCCUCACUCAGCAGAGUGGGAGAGAUGGAGGGAAGGGGAAAGGGAGAGAUGGAGGGAAGGGGAAAGGGAGAGAUGGAGGGAAGGGGAAAGGGAGAGAUGGAGGGAAGGGGAAAGGGAGAGAUGGAGGGAAGGGGAAAGGGAGAGAUGGAGGGAAGGGGAAAGGGAGAGAUGGAGAGCAGAGGAAAGGGAGAGAUGGAGAGCAGAGGAAAGGGACAGAGUGGUAAGGAAAAUGGACGAAGGAGAAGGAAAGGCAUUCCUAAAGCCUGAGAACUACAGGUAGACCUGUACCUGUGGUUAAAUACACUGUUCUACAUUAUAAACACUCAAUCACACACACAAUUUUGGAUAUACUACAUUAAUUGGCAUGGACCUGUUAUUAUAGUCCAUUAAUAA